GAAGUGAAGGGAGAUCAUGCGGUCAUCUGACGGUGAUCUUCUCGGCACAAUUAUCUUCUAGAGAUUUUCCACACAGAUUUUCCACACGUUCGUGCGGUCAUCUGACGACGAACGAUGUAGGAAGUGAAGGGAGAUCAUGCGGUCAUCUGACGGUGAUCUUCUCGGCACAAUUAUCUUCUAGAGAUUUUCCACACGUUCGUGCGGUCAUCUGA
Molecule: messenger RNA, 212 nt
Organism: Acaulospora morrowiae
Lineage: Eukaryota; Fungi; Glomeromycota; Glomeromycetes; Diversisporales; Acaulosporaceae
Source: the annotation of a GenBank genome assembly